Molecule: messenger RNA, 2367 nt
Organism: Brienomyrus brachyistius
Lineage: Eukaryota; Metazoa; Chordata; Actinopteri; Osteoglossiformes; Mormyridae
Gene: slc7a11
Product: solute carrier family 7 member 11
Exons: 12
Coding region: 485-1993 (502 amino acids)
Biological process (GO): amino acid transmembrane transport
Cellular component (GO): membrane
Molecular function (GO): L-amino acid transmembrane transporter activity
Source: RefSeq, a predicted model, not a curated record
GUAUUUGCUAAGUGGGGAUGUAUUUGAUAUUGGCUGCUGCCAGCAGGUGAAACUCCCAGGGCUUGAAUGCGUGGAGAGGGAAGGGACGCGAUCCCAUAAUGCGCGUUUGUUCCUGCGGUCACGGAGAGCACUUCCUGUUUCCCUUUAACUCUGACGGCGGCGCCCACGCCGCAAAGUUGCUGAGUAAUGGCCCGGCAUUCAGGCGGCUGAUGCAAAUCUGGAAAUUUUGCGUCAUCAUCCAGCACACGAACUGAGCAUGACAGUAGGGCUGCCAUGGAGAGCCUGCAUAUCACUGUGACAAGGCAGUUAGAGAGGGAGAAAGAGAGAGAGAGAGAGAGAGAGAGAGAGAGAGAGAGAGAGAGAGAGAGGGAGAGAGAGAGAGUUUGCGACAGGCACAACUUGCAUUAAGUCAGAAAGAGUUUCUCUGCUCAGAUUUUACUUUGGAUGCCCAUUGUCUGCCUGCCAAGAUCAUACAUGCAUCAACAUGCCUAGGAAGUCGUUUUCGGUUAAAAAGAUCCCCAUUAGUGAUGUGGAUUCCAGUAAAAAUGCCAUUAAAGGGACCGAUUCACCUGAGCUCUGCAGCCCCUCUGCACCUUCUGACAAAGUGGUGUUGAAGAAGAAAGUUACUCUCCUCCGUGGGAUCUCCAUCAUCAUCGGGACCAUCAUUGGAGCUGGGAUCUUCAUCUCUCCCAAAGGAAUCCUGAAGAACUCUGGGAGCAUUGGAAUGUCCUUAAUCAUCUGGUCUGCCUGUGGAGUCCUAUCACUCUUCGGAGCCUUGUCAUACGCAGAACUUGGCACGUGCAUCAAGAAAUCCGGUGGUCACUACACUUACGUACUUGAAGCCUUCGGUCCACAAGUUGCUUUCAUAAGGCUUUGGGCUGAUUUGAUUGCAAUAAGGCCCGCAGGGUUGGCAGUGAUCUCAUUAGCAUUUGGGCAGUACAUCCUGGAGCCGAUAUUCAUGCCGUGCGGGAUCCCUGAGGCUGCGGUGAAACUCGCCACGGCCGUCGGCAUAACCACAGUGAUGUACCUGAACAGUAUGAGCGUGAGCUGGACCGCACGGGUACAGAAUGUUCUGACAAUAAGCAAACUCCUCACCAUCGCCGUUAUCAUCAUCCCAGGGAUGGUCCAGCUCUUCAAAGGUGAAACGAAAAACUUCGAGAAUGCAUUUGACUUCAACAAUGUCCAAAUGUCGGGGCUUCCCUUGGCAUUUUACUCGGGAAUGUACGCAUAUGCCGGAUGGUUUUAUUUGAAUUUCGUUACCGAGGAGGUAGAAAACCCUGAAAGAACUGUCCCUCUGGCCAUAUGCAUCUCCAUGACGGUCGUCACCUUCUGCUACGUGCUGAUCAACGUGGCUUAUUACACGGUGAUGUCUGCCGAGCAGCUCCUGGCAUCGGAAGCCGUAGCUGUGACGUUUGCAGAGAAACUUUUCGGCAGCUUCUCCAUCGCCGUCCCCGUCUUCGUCUCCCUGUCCUGCCUGGGCUCCAUGAACGGCUGCUUGUUUGCCAUUUCAAGGAUGUUUUAUGUGGCUUCCCGAGAAGGUCAGCUCCCGGAAAUCCUCUCCAUGAUCCACAUUCGCCGGCACACCCCGAUACCAGCCGUUUUAAUUCUGUAUCCAUUGACGAUACUGAUCCUGUUUUCAGGGGACAUCUACAGUCUGCUCAAUUUCAUGAGCUUCAUGCGUUGGCUCUUCAUAGGGAUCGCUGUCCUAGGACUAAUAUACCUCAGAUAUAAACGGCCGGAAAUGGACCGUCCCUUUAAGGUACCUUUGUUUAUCCCGGCUGUCUUCUCUUUCACCUGCUUCUUCAUGGUCUUCCUCUCUCUCUACUCGGACCCGUUCAACACCGGCAUCGGCCUGGUGAUUAGCCUGACUGGAAUUCCGGCUUACUACAUCUUCAUUGUGUUCAACAAUAAACCCAAAUGGCUACAGAAGUCCUACGACUGGAUGAACCGGUCCCUCCAGAUCAUUAUGGAGGUGGUCCCACCAGAUUAUUGAUGGGGGCUGCAAUCCACACUGGAGAACUGUGACAAUGUGAAGGAUGCAAAGAGAACUGUUCGCCAGGCACCUGUCAGACGAGCUGAGCUCCGUAACAGCUCAGAUCAGCCACUGUUACCCAGCAAAAGGCAGAUUUUACAGACAACUGCUGCACAUAAGCACACUAAUACUGGUCAUUACACUGAACUUCUGUAUGUAAGCUGAUGUAAUAUGGACAUUCAUACUUUAACCACCCCAAUUACUACUAUUUGGACUUUGAUACAAAAACUUGAUUUUUUAAUGGGCUUUUUUAAAUUGUAUAAAACACGUGUAUUUUUAUAUGGAAGUGACACACUGUAUGUUCAGGAAAAGCGAGUGUUUAUAUAUAUAUAUAU